This is a messenger RNA of Rhineura floridana, 1506 nucleotides long. RefSeq names its product cytochrome P450 2H1-like. Gene Ontology annotation, cellular component: intracellular membrane-bounded organelle; cytoplasm. Gene Ontology annotation, biological process: xenobiotic metabolic process. The record is from RefSeq and is a predicted model, not a curated record. The transcript is spliced from 9 exons. Gene Ontology annotation, molecular function: heme binding; oxidoreductase activity, acting on paired donors, with incorporation or reduction of molecular oxygen, reduced flavin or flavoprotein as one donor, and incorporation of one atom of oxygen; iron ion binding. Bases 1 to 1485 code for a protein of 494 amino acids. NCBI's taxonomy places the organism in Eukaryota, Metazoa, Chordata, Lepidosauria, Squamata, Rhineuridae.
AUGGAGCCUUUGGGGGCUACAAACAUUUGUCUCAUGCUUUGUGCUGCCUGCCUCUUUUUUCUUUCAGCCUGGAGGAAGGUGUCUGGGCGGGAGAGGCUGCCUCCUGGCCCCUACCCUCUGCCCUUGGUUGGAAACAUAUUGCAGUUGGACACAAGGGACUUCCCCAGAUCCUUGGAGAAGCUCAGCCUGACGUACGGGUCGGUGUUCACAAUCUACCUGGGCUCUCAACCGGCCGUGGUGCUCUACGGGCACGAAGUGGUGACGGAGGCCUUGCUUGCCCAAGGGGACGAGUUCAGUGCCAGAGGAAACAGCCCCAUCCUUGAGAAAACAGCCAAUGGGACAGGAAUUGGCUUCAGCAACGGGGAAACAUGGAAGCAACUCCGACAGUUUGCGGUUGCCACACUGCACAAUUUGGGGAUGGGGGGAAAGAGCAUCGAGGAGAGGAUCCAAGAGGAAGCCGGUUUCUUGGUGGAGAGACUCCGAAGCACAAAUGGAAGGCCCUUUGACCCCACCCGCUUCCUCAGCAGCACGGCCACAAACAUCAUUUGCUCAAUUACCUUUGGGAGUCGCUUUGAUUAUGAAGACAAGGAUUUCCUGGAAUUCAUUCACCUGCUGGAGGAAAAUGCCCGUCUCCAGUCCUGCACAAUGACGAAGCUGUACAAUAUAUUCCCGGCAAUCCUGGAAUAUUUUCCUGGCUCUCACAAGAAGAUAUUUAAAAAUACAGAGGAAUUAAAGCAUUUCAUCUCAAGGAAGGUGAAGACACACCAGGAGUCCCUGACACCCAACCAGCCUCAAGAUUUCAUUCAUGCCUUCCUCAUCAAAAUGGAGCAGGAGAAACAGAAUAGUCAGUCAGUGUUUGACCUUCAAAGUUUGCUGAGGAGCACAUUAGACCUCUUCAUUGCAGGAGCAGAAUCAACCAGCCUUGUCCUGAAGUAUGCCCUCCUGACUCUCAUGAAGCACCCAGAGGUAGAAGAGAAAGUUCAUCAAGAAAUUGACCACGUGAUCAGCCAAUCACGAAGGCCUUGCAUGGCAGAUCUUGGUAAGAUGCCCUACACAGAUGCCGUGAUCCAUGAGAUCCAUCGAUGUUUGGCUCUUGUGCCGCUGAAUGUGCCACAUGCUGUCACCAGAGACACCUGCUUCAGGCAAUAUCUCAUUCCCAAGGGCACCACCAUAUUUGCUGCUCUGAAGCCCUCCUUGUAUGACUGCAGGGAAUUCCCCAACCCACAGCAAUUUGAUCCUGGGCAUUUUCUGGAUGCAAAGGGAGGCCUGAGGAAGAGUGAAUUCUUCAUUCCUUUUUCUACAGGCAAGCGGGCUUGUCUUGGUGAGAAGCUGGUGGCCAUGACGGUAUUUGUGGUCCUGACAGCUAUUUUGCAGCACUUUGACCUGGUCCCUCUCACUGCUCCCGAGGACCUUGAUACAUCGCCAACACCAGGAUUUCUGACAGUUGCCCCCAAACCCUACCAGCUCUGCGUUGCCCCACGCUGACAGCUGGGGAGGUUGCGACUG